Messenger RNA from Neltuma alba, 1470 nucleotides. Its product is annotated as glucan endo-1,3-beta-glucosidase 8-like. The transcript has 2 exons. Gene Ontology annotation, molecular function: hydrolase activity, hydrolyzing O-glycosyl compounds. Gene Ontology annotation, biological process: carbohydrate metabolic process. The coding region runs from base 1 to 1470 and encodes 489 amino acids. Lineage: Eukaryota; Viridiplantae; Streptophyta; Magnoliopsida; Fabales; Fabaceae. The record is from RefSeq and is a predicted model, not a curated record.
AUGCGUAGCCUGUGUUUUCUGCUAAUUAUUGUUGUUGUUAUUAUAUUGGCACAAUAUUGCCAAUGUGGAGAAUCAUCAUCGAUGGCAGGCCUGGGUGUGAACUGGGGGGCUCUGGCUUCUCAUCCAUUGGAGCCAGGAAUUGUGGUUCAGUUGUUGAAGGAUAAUGAGAUAGAGAAGGUGAAGCUGUUUGAUGCAGAUUCCUGGACUGUGAGUGCACUUUCUGGGACGGACAUAGAUGUCAUUGUUGGAAUUCCCAAUGAUCAGUUGCAUGAAAUUGCUCGUAGUAGCAAACAUGCUGAACAUUGGGUCAAAGAAAAUGUCACCAAGCAUCUUCAUGAUGGCGGGGUCAAUAUCAGAUACGUAGCUGUUGGGAAUGAAGCUUUCCUCACAAGUUACAAUGGAAGCUACGUGACGCUGACAUAUCCAGCAAUGGUGAAUAUUCAGAACGCUUUAGAGAAGGCUGGCCACGCAGACACAGUGAAGGUAACUACACCCAUGAACGCCGAUGUUUACCAAUCUUCUUCCAACAAGCCGUCGGACGGACAAUUCCGCGACGACAUCUCCGACGAGAUGAAAAAGAUAGUGAGUUUCCUCAACGACAACAAAUCACCCUUCAUGGUCAACAUAUACCCUUUCCUUAGUCUCUACCAAGUCGCAGGUUUCCCUGAUAACUUCGCCUACUUCGACGAUAAUGCCCAACCAAUCAGCGACAACAACGUUCAAUACACAAACGUGUUCGACGCAAACUUCGACACUCUUAUUUACGCACUGAAAAAAGUAGGGUUUCCAAACUUAAGCAUCCAAGUAGGUGAAGUAGGGUGGCCAACAGAUGGGGAUGUAACUGGAAAUGCAAACCCUAGCAACGCACAGAGAUUCUACAAAGGGCUUCUGAAGAAGAUGGCGGAUAAAACAGGAACCCCACUUCAUCCUGGGCCUAUAGAAAUGUACUUAUUCUCACUUUUUGACGAAGAUUUGAAGAGUAUAGCACCGGGGAACUUCGAGCGUCACUGGGGAAUUUUCCGGUACGACGGAAGACCCAAGUUUCGAAUAGAUUUUUCAGGUGAAGGGGAAGAUCAAUGGCCUGAGGGAGCAAAAGGGGUGAAGUAUCAAGAACGACAAUGGUGUGUGGUGAGUAGUAAUGUGGGGGACGAAACUGCAUUGGAAGAUACAUUAGGGUAUGCUUGUGAAAACUCAGAUUGUACUAGUUUAGGGGUGAAUUGUUCGUGUAUGAAUUUGGACCUGAAAGGGAAAGCGUCGUAUGCUUUUAACCAGUUUUUUCAAGCCAGAGAUCAGGACGCUGAAGCUUGUGAUUUUAAAGGAAUGGCCACUAUUGUGAAACAAGAUCCAUCACAAGGGACUUGUUUGUUCCCUAUAGAAAUAGUGAGUAGUGCUGGAGUGAUGAUUCAACCAGUGAAGCAUUUUGGAGGCAUUUUAGUUUGCUUCUUAGUCAUGUUGGUUACAUUGGCCUGA